ACACACACGCGCGCGCUCGCACCCAUAUGUUGAUCUCAGGCUUAUAACGCGCUGCUCUGUUGUUGUUGUUGUUGUUGUUUGUUUUAUUUCCCCCCGGAGAGGAAACAAUCGGAUUUCUGAUCAGCAGCGAUGCUGAGUGGAGGAGAUGGAGCUGUGAGAAUUCCGCCCAUCAUCCGCCUGGGAUGAUCCGAGUGCCGAGCUCAUGGCCUGUUGAACACCAUUAGCCCUCGUCACUUCGGUCCAGGCAAGGUCAUCGCUUCCUUCAUUCUUCCAAUCCCCACAUCCCCCAUCGCCUCCUUCUUCAGCCGUGAGUGUAAGACAGGCACGUACUUCCUUCUGGAAGUCAGGGUGUACCAUGGAAAGCCUGAGCGAGCUGCAGAACCCUCUGCUGGACAAGAAUAGCAAGCACGUGGUCAAGGCCGACUACGGCUACAGGAGUGACUUCCCGAGCAGCCAGUACCAGGAGAACAUCAUCAACUACUUCGUGACCAGCAGUGGAGGCAGAGGUGGUGGAGGUGGAGGUGGAGGUGGUGGAGGAGGCGGUGGAGGAGGUGUUGGCGGUCAGGUUGGGGUCACGGCUACAAACGGUAAAGCUAAAGCUCAGCUACUGGAUGCAACUUCGCUCCACCUAGCAGUGGAAGCGUUUUACAAGCCCAACUUCAUCCUCUACAAAGACGACGUCACCGUCAAAGCCAAGGACUACAAAAGCGAGUGCUGCGAGACUACCUUCACUGAAAAGAAAGAGAAAGAGGUGUGUGUGGAGACGCCCAGUGCUGAAGAUCCCCAGGCUAAACUCUCAGAUGAAAACGAGGUGAAGAUCCAGACGGUGUCCUAUGAAGUGGAGGAGGAGGAAUACGUCGAGUAUGAGACGGACUGCUCCAGCGACAGCGAGAGUGAAGAUAACUUCAUCGUCAUUCCUCCUCGUGAUCACCUGGGCCUGGCCAUCUUCUCUAUGCUCUGCUGUUUCUGGCCUCUGGGCAUCGCAGCCUUCUACUUCUCUCAGGGGACCAGCAAAGCCGUGACGAAGGGCGACUUCCCGAUGGCCAGCAUCGCGUCCAGACGAGCUCUGUUCCUGGCUGCUCUCUCCAUCACCAUCGGCACCGGGGUGUACGUGGGGGUCGUGGUGGCCCUCAUUGCCUACCUCUCCAAACCCGGACAUAUAUAGCAUCGCUAGGAUUGACAAAUGACUGGAAACUGGAGUAGCACCUCCGACAGACCUCCCUCUCACAAACACAUCCCCUGCUCAUUUCCUUUUGCUCAAUGAAAAGAAGAGGACAUUUGGGAAAUCUCGGGAACUCUUUAUUGAAGAUGGACGGGAGGGAAUGCCGGGUCUCUCGCGGUCGUGGUCUUGGGUCGCGCUUUAACCGGAGACUCUGCUUCGUUUUAUUAUUUAUUUUAGAGACGCCAUUGCAGUAACCCAGACGUUUUUUUUUUUUUUUUUUCGAUUAAGGAAAUCCUAAUGGA
Molecule: messenger RNA, 1464 nt
Organism: Clarias gariepinus (North African catfish)
Lineage: Eukaryota; Metazoa; Chordata; Actinopteri; Siluriformes; Clariidae
Gene: syndig1l
Product: synapse differentiation inducing 1-like
Exons: 4
Coding region: 356-1165 (269 amino acids)
Cellular component (GO): intracellular membrane-bounded organelle; membrane
Source: RefSeq, a predicted model, not a curated record